UACUUUAAAAUAGAGAAAAACACAAUAUAUAAGGUAGCUCUCUCCAUUAAUUUUAAGCAUUAGAAAGUAAAGAAUUCAAUAAACAUUUGUUACCCUUAUUUCUUUAAUAUUAGAAUAAUUUCAAAUGGAAUUUCGGGGAGUAAUCUUUAUUGGUUUUCUUAUUUUUCAACUUGGAGUUAAAUCCAAUGCCUUCCCAAUGAAUGAUUUGAUAAGCAAAUUGCCAGGACAACCAGAUGUUAAUUUUAGGCAAUUUGCUGGAUAUAUUGAUGUGGAUGAAAAUGUCGUUGGUCGAAGUCUUUUUUACUAUUUUGUUGAAGCUGAAAAAAGUCCCCUAACUCAACCCCUCACUGUCUGGUUAACUGGAGGACCAGGGUGUUCUUCCGUUGGAGAUGCCUUUGGAAGUGUUGGACCUUUUAUUGUUACGAAAGAUGCUCAUGGUCUCCAAACAAAUUUAUUUUCUUGGAACAAAGUAUCAAAUCUAUUGUUUAUCGACUCCCCUAUUGGAUCUGGAUGGUCAUAUUCAAACACAAGUAGCGAUUAUAAUAACGGAGAUGAUAUCACUAAUAAAAUAUUGCUUACAUUUAUGCAAAAAUGGUAUGAAAAAUAUCCGGUCUUCAAGUCGAAAGAUCUAUAUCUAGCUGGGUCAAGUUUUGCAGGGCAUUUUGUACCAAAUCUUGCUAAUGCUUUACUCGACGACAACAAGCAAUCCAAGCAAUCCAAAUUUAACCUCAAAGGAUUGGUUGUAAGUAAAAUUGUAUCAAAUUAA
Gossypium arboreum is the source of this 766-nucleotide messenger RNA. Its product is annotated as serine carboxypeptidase-like 44. Gene Ontology annotation, biological process: proteolysis. The transcript is spliced from 5 exons. The record is from RefSeq and is a predicted model, not a curated record. Gene Ontology annotation, molecular function: serine-type carboxypeptidase activity. Bases 125 to 766 code for a protein of 213 amino acids. Lineage: Eukaryota; Viridiplantae; Streptophyta; Magnoliopsida; Malvales; Malvaceae.